This is a messenger RNA of Ananas comosus (pineapple), 3873 nucleotides long. RefSeq names its product putative disease resistance protein RGA1. The transcript is spliced from 2 exons. Gene Ontology annotation, molecular function: protein binding; ADP binding. NCBI's taxonomy places the organism in Eukaryota, Viridiplantae, Streptophyta, Magnoliopsida, Poales, Bromeliaceae. The record is from RefSeq and is a predicted model, not a curated record. Bases 118 to 3372 code for a protein of 1084 amino acids.
UUUUCAGCCCUACAUCAGCACUUUCCCUUCCAAGGUAGAGCGAUCGUCCUUUAGCUGCUUCUCUCUCUCUCUCUCUCUGACAAAGCGUCGGGGCGAACGAACAUCGAGAGGGCCCUUAUGGAGGCGGCCAUUCUGCGGCGUGCGCUCGAGAAGCUUUCGUCUCAUGAGGUCACGAGAGUCAUCACACGCGCUGAAUCAACUGAACGCGAUGGGCUGAUUGGUCAGCUGACCAAUAUUUAUUUGGCGGUUUGGACUGUAGGAUGGCCGUAUUGGGCAUCGCCGAAAAGGCGCGAACUUGAAGAUGCGUGUUCCUUAACUGAUCGUUUAGUUGAUUUGAUCCAUAACUUUCCGCACAGAUCACACGCAGUAACACAGGUACGUGCACUUAUUCCUGGCCCCAACUUUAGCCACAAGCUUCGGCGGAUGAAAGAGAUUAUUUUUUAUUUUUGGAGAGAUCAGAUGAUAGAGAUUUUAUACUGCAAAUCCGCCGACUUGCUCGAUGCCAAGUACCAAGGCGACAUUGAUUCCAACUUAAAGAAGUUGAAUUAUAUGUUCGAUCAAAUUUUCGGUGCACUUUUCAGUAGACCAGUUGCGUUGGAUUGUCCUAGAGAAUGGAAUGCUCCGGUAAUUCCCCGGCGGAGUGGCACAUUGAGAUCGGCAUCUGUGGAAUCGGAAAUUUUAGGAAGAGAUGAAGACAAAGAAAAGAUCUUGCAGAUCAUCUUUUCUGGACCGUCCGACGGCCUCCGUUUUGUUCACAUUUCCGGUCGUGACGGAUCGGGAAAGACAGCCCUUGCUCGGCUGGUUUACAAUGACCCGCGUGUGAAGAAAUACUUCGACUGCCGAAUGUGGGUCACUACGCCUGAAGAUUCUGAUAUCGAGCUGAUUGUGAUGAAAAUUAUAAACUGUGUAACCCAGUUAGCAAAUCAUACGCUAGAUUUAGGAUCACUCGAUAAGCUGUGCGAUUAUCUUUGCCAAGUCCUGCGUGGGAGGAGAUUUUUCCUUGUUCUGGACGACAUCUGGGUGGAAAAUGAAAGUGAGUGGGAAACAUUUAAGCCGUUUUUGAGUGUUGGCGAGGGAGGGAGUACUGUCAUCAUGACCACACGAGGUAGAGAUUCGGUGAUAAUUGAGUCUGCUGUCCCAUAUGAACUUGAACCAUUACCAGAAGAUGUAUGCUUUGAUCUGUUAGUGAAGAAAGCUUUCGGAACUGAAAACGAGUUGGACUCUGGGAUAGUUAAGAAGAUAGUAGAAUUGUGUCGUAGCUUGCCCAUAGCAAAUAACAUGAUAGGUGGGAUUUUGCAGUGUCACCCAAAAAAUGCAAGCCACGUACUGGAGUAUCUGAAUUCACAUAGUAAUGGAGAUCUAAAUAUACAUACUUUGAUCAAAUUCAGCUAUUAUACUUUGCCAUGGCAUCUCAAGCUUUGCAUUUUGUACCUGACGAUGUUCCCUAAAGAUCAUACUUUUGAUAAGCAGGAAAUAAUUGAUUUAUGGAAUGUUAAUGGCUUCAUUCCGUGCACACAACAAGAUGGUAUAAUCAAAGAUUAUGGUCGUCAUUGCUUCAAUAUAUUGGUCUCUUAUCACUUCCUUCAGGAGGUGCAAUACCCAGAAGGCCAAGGAAAUUUAAAAUACUGUAUUAAUUCUCAAGUAUAUACUUUUUUGAACUAUGCUGUUGGAAGUAAACACAUGGCAACAAAUGCCAUUGACGGGAUGAUGUGUGUAAAAAUGAGUGAUGACCUACGUGCUUCCCCAGAACAGAUUAGACAUUUAUCAUUGUUAUGUGAUGAGAACACUAGGACAUUUCUCAGUGCUUUAUCACGUUGCCCAAAUCUACAGACAUUGCUUUUAGUUAAAAACAGCAAAAUGGAUGAGCUUAAGCAGAAAAUCGGGAUUACACAGAUUAAUGAUGACUUUUUCUCCCGUUUAAAAUAUCUCCGUGUGUUGGAUCUACAUUCCUGUGCCAUUUCAGAGCUACCUAAAUCAAUUAAGAGCUUAUCAUUCCUAAGGUACCUCAAUCUUUCAGAAACUGAUAUAGAAACUAUUCCGGAGUCUAUAGGGAACCUCCAGGAACUACAGAUUCUUAACCUCUCUUAUUGCAAGAAUUUUCAUACAAUUCCAGAGUUGAUUGGGGGCCUCCAGAAUAUGCUGAUUCUUAAUCUCUCUCAUUGCAAGGAACUUUGUACUCUUCAUCCUUCCAUCACCAAGCUUCGAAAUUUAGAAACUUUAAACCUUGAAGGUUGUUGUAAGCUUGACAGUUUGCCUGAAAGCAUGUAUUCUUUAAGAGAGCUGAGACAUCUUAAUAUCCUAGGGUGUUCCUCGUUAACUACCAUUCCACAUCAAAUGGGGCGGUUAUCCAACCUCCAGACACUAUCAAGAUUCAUUGUGACUGCUGAGAGAGGGCGCAAAAUCGAGGAGCUAGGGAGCUUAGAUAAUCUUAAAGGUGCAUUACAGAUCGAGAACCUUGAGAAGGCGUUGGACCCGGAAGAUGCCAAAAGAGCACAGUUGAAUUCUAAGAGAAAUAUUACGUCGUUGGCAUUGUAUUGGAGUUGGUUGAACUUCUAUAAUGAUGAUAGUGAAGCUUCUGAUAGAACUGCGCAGCAAGUUCUUGAAGCCCUGCAACCGCCUCCAAGUUUAGAGAUUCUAGACAUAUUUUCAUACCCUGGAACAGGGGCACCUCAAUGGAUGACAAAUGGGAAGUCAACUCUUGAAUAUAUGGUAGAGAUUAGACUAGUUAACCUUAAGAGAUUGAAAAGUUUACCACCACUUGGACAAUUUCCUUGUCUUAAGGUCAUCGAGAUAAGAGGAAUGAAUGCAGUGACCUGUGUUGAUGAUACAUUUUCUGGAAAUGAUGGUACAUUCCCAAAACUAGAAAAACUUACUUUCUUUCGAUUGCCUAAUCUGCAGAAAUGGGUGAUGGAAGAUAAUCAGAACAAAUUCCCUCAUCUUAGAGAUUUGACAGUAGCUCAUUGCCCUAAGCUGAAGGUGCUGCACUUUAGUUGCUCUUCUCUUGUAAACUUGAAUCUGCUGUUUAAUCAAGAAAUGCUGUGUAGCACACCUGGAGCUCUGAAAUCUUUCAGUAGAUCUCUUCGAAAGCUCACAAUUGGAUUAUGCUGUGAGCUGGUUGCAACUUCAACAUGUGAGGCACUGCAUGACCUUACUGCUUUGGAGAAGUUGGAAGUAUCUGAGUGCGAUGAGCUGAUUAGUUUGCCACAGGGCAUGCGCCAUCUUACGUCCCUCCGUUACCUGACCGUAACGAACUGUAGAAAUUUGGAGACUUUGCCAGAUUGGCUAUGGAACUCUGCAUCCCGGCCUGAAUUGUUCAUAUCUGGUUGCCCAAAGCUUCGUCAGCUAGAAGUACCGGUGCACUACUAUGCUUGAAUCAUGGAGACUAUGCUUUUCUUAUACUGAAGAAACCAAAAAUUUGUGAAUUGCCGCAGUCAGAAAAAUGAGGUUAUUGAAGCCAUGAAGUAGAAGUGUUGCGCAUUUGACUGAACUUUACAUUCACAGAUUGUGUAGACUGGCGACUGCAGCAGCACGGUUAUUGGGGAAAAUUUUUAUUUAGCUAUGAGUAUUUAGGGCAAAGAAUUACAGUAUUGCAUUGGUUGUGGCUUACUACCUACUGUGGCAGAAUGAUUUCAAUAACUUUGCAUACUUUCUUUACAUGUAAUUGUUUGGGAUCUCUUGUGGCCUAUGUUGUGUAAGAUAACAUGUAAUGGAUUGUUACUAUGAUGUUGUAUGUGUUGGUGUGGAGGAAUGCUUGAAAAUUGCUGUGCAAUGAUAGUUUGUACAUAUUCUUCAGGAUUCUAUUAAGAAAGAUUGUGUGGACCUUACCUAAACUAUUAUGCCUUAUGUUGUAACAAAGUACAGUGUCUUUAGAAA